UGAAACUUAAAUCAGACGUGACUGCAGCUAUUCCUGAAUAGUUUGUAAACGUAGCGUUAUAACUUUAAAUUUUAACUUUUGUAUGUUAUUUAAAUUUAAAAAAAAAAAUGAUUUUUAAAUUUUUAUUAAUUUUGGUUUUUGUAACAUAUGUCACCGGGCGGGAUAUCAAAACAAACUACCAAUAUAAUGAAAACGAUUAUUUUAAGCUUAUUUCAGAACCAGCACUUAACAAUAAAGGUAAUACAAAUUUGAAUUCAUACGGAGAUAGUAAUAGUGUUUAUUAUACGAAUGGUUUGCCAAGAAAUUUCGAUUCAAGAAAAAAAUGGCCAAAAUGUCCAUCGAUCGGUCAUAUUUAUAAUCAAGGAAACUGCCAUUCAAGUUAUGCCAUAUCUGUAGCGUCUGCAGUAACUGACAGAUUAUGUAUACAUUCAAAUGGCACAAAAAAUCCUAUAAUGUCUGCACAGCAGAUUAUUUCUUGUUGCUAUUUGUGUGGAUAUGGAUGUAAUGGUGGAUCACAAUUUGAGUCUUGGGACUUUUACAGAAGACAUGGGUUUGUAUCAGGUGGCGAUUACAACUCCAGCCAGGGAUGUCAACCGUAUAAGAUGCCACCUUGUAAACUAACAAAUGAAGAACCAUCUGGACAUAGUUGUAAGACAUAUCGAACAGAGGAAACACCGAAAUGUGAAAUGCAGUGUUAUAACCCAAAUUAUUACACUUCGUUCAAAACCGAUAUUUAUAAAGGUAAAUAUUAUCAAGUGUAUCCUUACAUGGCUAUGAAAGAAAUUUUCGAUAACGGUCCGAUAACAACCCAGUUCUUCAUGUACGAUGAUUUGGUCGAUUACAAAUCCGGUGUAUAUAAGUACGACGAGCAAUCAGACGUGCCCUUCUUCACUGUACAAAGCGUAAAGGUUUUCGGCUGGGGUGAAGAAAAUGGUGUCCCUUAUUGGUUAGUAGCCAAUUCGUUUGGUUCAGAUUGGGGUGAUAACGGAACGUUCAAGAUUUCAAGAGGUAAUGACGGAUGCUUUUUUCAAGAAAAAAUGUUCGCCGGAUUGCCAUUAAAUAUCUAUAAAUUAUUUUUUAGUAUUCACUUAAGAAAAAAAUUACGAAUAUCAAUCAUCAUCAUGUUAAGAAAUAAUCAAAUAUUAUUACUAUUAUUUUGUAAUAUUUGGUUGUCGUGCAAUGCAAAAUUUAAACUUCAACAUAUCGUCGAACACGUAAACCGUGCUAACGUAACAUGGGAAGCUGGAAUUAAUCAAUUCAGUACGUCUAACUACAAAAACAUAAUUGGGACUUGGGGCUUUCAAAAAGAUGAUAAAAUUAUCGAUAUUAUCGGUCAUAAAGACGACAAUCACGAUACGGAUGGAUCGAAUGAUAUUCCAGAGACUUUUGACGCCCGAAAUAAUUGGUUUGAAUGCGUUUCUAUUUCUCACAUAUGGAACCAGGGAAACUGCGCUGCUGACUGGGCGAUUUCCGUCACUUCGGCUAUUAACGACCGCAUAUGUAUUAAAUCAAAGAAAAAAAUAACGGCGUUUUAUUCUCCACAAAAAGUUUUGUCUUGUUGUGAUGAUUGUGGUGAUGGAUGCAAUGGUGGCUAUUCUGGAGCAGCCUGGCAUUAUUGGACAAAAAGAGGGUUGGUCACAGGUGGAGAUUACGGUAGCAAUGAAGGCUGUCAACCAUGGUUGAUACCACCAUGUAACCAUACAGUUUUGGAUGAAAAAAGUCCGUCAUAUAUGUGUGGAAAAUAUAAAUCAGAAACGCCAAAAUGCAGUUUAAAUUGCUACAACUUAAAUUAUUCAAAACCUUUCCUAAAAGACAUUUCAAAGGGAAUACGAAUUGAAAGGACCUGUCCGGGAAUGGUCAAGAAAGAAUUGAAAAAACGUGGACCUGUAACUGCUAUAAUGCGUGUUUAUGAAGAUUUCCUAACAUACAAAUCAGGAGUUUAUCAACAUGUAACUGGAAAAUUACUUGGUCAGAUAACGGUAAAACUCAUUGGAUGGGGUGUAUACAGAGGCGUUCAAUAUUGGUUAGCUGCGAAUUCGUGGGGUACUUCUUGGGGAGACAAAGGAUUUUUCAAAAUUCGUCGUGGUACCAAUGAAUGUUUGUUUGAAGAUUAUUUUACAACUGGAAAACCAGUUUCAUAAUGUAAAUGUAAGAGUUAUAGUUCAUGAAAUAAUAUUAUACUAGAAAUAAACAAACAAUCAACAUAGGAUUUAAAAUGUAUAGCCACAUAAUAAU
Messenger RNA from Melanaphis sacchari, 2235 nucleotides. RefSeq lists its product as uncharacterized. The coding region runs from base 108 to 2141 and encodes 677 amino acids. NCBI's taxonomy places the organism in Eukaryota, Metazoa, Arthropoda, Insecta, Hemiptera, Aphididae. The record is from RefSeq and is a predicted model, not a curated record. Gene Ontology annotation, molecular function: cysteine-type endopeptidase activity. The transcript has 11 exons. Gene Ontology annotation, cellular component: lysosome.